Archocentrus centrarchus (flier cichlid) is the source of this 2135-nucleotide messenger RNA. RefSeq lists its product as uncharacterized. Gene Ontology annotation, cellular component: plasma membrane. NCBI's taxonomy places the organism in Eukaryota, Metazoa, Chordata, Actinopteri, Cichliformes, Cichlidae. The coding region runs from base 29 to 1093 and encodes 354 amino acids. Gene Ontology annotation, molecular function: transmembrane signaling receptor activity. The record is from RefSeq and is a predicted model, not a curated record. The transcript is spliced from 6 exons.
CCAUCAUUGAAUCAGCAUCAAAUUCAUAAUGACUAUCCUCCACGUUCUGAUCCUCUGCUUCUUAUCAGAUGCAGCCAGGUUUGCCAGAGCAGGCAUUUGGGUUGGACCUGAAGGAGGAAAUUUAUCACUUUACAACCACUUCACUCGAUCUGGAAGCACAAAGUUCUUCUGUAAGAAGAAAUGUGAGCGAACAGAAGAUAUUCUCUUAAAAACAGAUGGAACCACAGCUCAGAGCGGCAGAUACAGCAUUGAAUACAAAGAAGGAUCUUCAGGAUCUUCAGGAAGAGGGAGGCUGUCUUUUACCAUCACACAUAUGACAGCCUCUGACUCAGGAAUGUACCGGUUUGGUUUGGGCAACUCUUCUGCUCCAGAUUCAUACUCUAACUUUAACGUCAGAGUUUCAAAUGACUUUCAUAAAAACUCCAAAUUCAUCCGUGCAGAAACUGAAGGAGAACAAAUACAAUUUCCAUGUGCCAAUGCCAAACAUGGAACGAGGAAGUUCCUUUGUAAGAAUCCAUGUAACAAUGAAGGGAACGUUCUCAUUGACACAACCAAUGAGAAAGCUGAGAAUGGCAGAUACAGCAUUGAAUACACAGCAGGAUCUGCAUUUGGACUGUACGCAGCUAUCACACAGCUGACCGAGGCUGAUAAUGGACAAUACAGAUGUGGUUAUGGCAACCCUCUGACUCCAGAUUCAUACAUGACUCAAGAUAUUGUUGUCAUAGGUGCUUCAAAGUCAGCAGCCUCCACAGCACAGCCAACAACACAGAGUCAAAGUUUCACCUCAACCAUCUCCACACCUUCAUCAGUUUAUCCUCAGUCUGGGAGCAGGAGCUGGGAUAGAGCUUCACACCCACCCAGCUCUACACCACAAACAACAACACAGAGUCAGAGUUUCACUCCAGGAUUCACUUCAUCAGAUUGUCCUGACUUCUUCUUCCCUCUGGUCGUGUGUGCGUCCUUGGCCGGAGUUUUACUGCUGUCUGUUUUCCUGCUGCUCCUCUACAUCUGUAAGACAAAGAGGAACACUGUACUGAACAUCAGAGAGAAUGACUACACAAACAUGAAGUUUUCUGCCAUCAGAGAUGAUUAGCUUCCUUCAAGCAUGAAGACUCCACCAGGACCAAAGAGACUGCAUUCAUAAAGACAGAGCUCUAAAAGUUGGGCUUUUUUGGAGCAGCUUAAUAGAUUUAAUCAAAAAGUUAAAAAUCAAAAACCUUACCUAAUACAAUUUUGUCCCACCUCCCCUCCGAGAUAAUUUCCUGUCAAAGAAAGGCCUCAUCCACCUGGGACUGUCUAAAUAAGGGACUUAACAUUCAGCCCUAUGAUAACUGGUAAACUACGGAGUCAGAAAUAAAUUUGUGCUAAAGAUAAUUUUGCUUGAAAUGCAGCAUCAUAAAUGUGAGAUUAAGCAUUCUGUAAUGAUUCUGAAUGAGAGAAGUGCGAUGAUGUCAUGAACAGGAGGUCUUCCUGUAUAUGAGCCACGAUGGGCAGAAAAACUGGAAAAUAAAUGGUGCAGCUGGAGUCGUGUGCAGCAAAGGUGUGAGAUCCUCUGGCUCAUCUCAGGCCAAGAGUGGUAAAAUAAAGGGCUCAGCAUCCAGCCUCCUCCUGGUUACAGUAACACAGAGAGCUGUAACAAAAUGCACGUGAUUCUGAUGAUAGCUAAUCAUGCAUAAUUGUAAUCUAUGGAAUUAUUAUCGGGUAUAAACCUAAUGAGUUUAAUGAAAUAAGCAGAAUGUGUAAUCCUGUACUGAUUUCAAAUAGAGAAGUGCAGCCUGUGUUGGUGUAGCAGUGGAAAGUUUCAGGGUAAGUCCACAAGAAGUUAGUGAUGGAGGGGGUGGACAAAGUGAUGCAUGUGGGUAAAUGAGUAUAGAAGGAGCUUUUUAGGAAGUUCAGGGUUCUUCCUCUAGUUUCCUGCUGAUGAGUAGAGACAACAUCUGAACAAAUUUCAAUGAGAAGCAGCAGAGGAUUAUCGACCGCCCGCCCACGGUGGACUUCAUCAGACCCGAGGGAGUCCGGGGAGUCAGGCCCGGGCGCACUUCCUCUGCUCUCUCUGGUCUCAGAUAUCAGCAGAGAGUAGAUCAGUUAGGUUUGGAUCAAAUUCAGCUGAUUUUGACUGUGUGAUUCUUAUUUGA